Dictyostelium discoideum AX4 is the source of this 1740-nucleotide messenger RNA. It is a transcript of the gene cpnE, whose product is annotated as phospholipid-binding protein. Gene Ontology annotation, molecular function: calcium-dependent phospholipid binding. The transcript has 3 exons. The record is from RefSeq and is a predicted model, not a curated record. The coding region runs from base 1 to 1740 and encodes 579 amino acids. NCBI's taxonomy places the organism in Eukaryota, Evosea, Eumycetozoa, Dictyosteliales, Dictyosteliaceae. Gene Ontology annotation, biological process: cellular response to calcium ion. Gene Ontology annotation, cellular component: plasma membrane; cytosol.
AUGAGUGAUUCAUCAAUUGUUAACCUUUCAAAAGAAGGAGAUUCUAAUUUUUCAAGUGCAACAAUAAAUCUUUCAAAAGUUGAUGAUACAGUAAAUGUUUCAAAUGCAACUAUCAAUCUUUCAAAAGUAACUAUUGAUCCUUCAAAUCAAAUGUCUAAUCCUUCAAAUCAAGGUAUAAACCUUUCAAAGUGUACAAAAGUUGAAUUAAGAUUUAAAUGCAUGAAUUUAAAAGAUAUGGAUACCUUUUCAAAAUCAGAUCCACAAAUCUUUGUUUAUGAAAAAAAAGGUAAUAAUAAUAAUAAUAAUAAUUCAAAACCAAUUCUUAUUGGUUCAACAGAAAUGAUUAGUAAUAAUUUAAAUCCAGUUUUUAAAAAAACUGUUACAAUUGAUUACCAUUUUGAAAGAAUUCAAAAUUUAAAAUUUGAAGUUUUAGAUAUAGAUGGUGGUGGUAAAAAUGAUACUAUUGGUGACUUUUCAAUAACAUUAGGUAAUAUAAUCUCAAAACCAGGUAAAAAAGUAAUUGGUGAAAUUAAAUGUAAUGGUAAACAAACAGGUACAAUUGAAAUUAUUGCAGAAGAAAUUCAAGAAACUGGUCAAAAUAUAAUUUUAAAACUUCAAGGUAGUAAAUUAGAUAAAAAGGAUUUAUUUUCAAGUGAUCCAUUUUUUAAAAUUUUUAAAUCAUCAGCUAAUGGUAAUUUAUUAGUUUAUCAAAGUCCAGUUAUAAAGAGUAAUAUUAAUCCAAUUUAUAAUCCAAUCAUAUUUAAAUUGGAAGAGUUUAAUGGUGGAGAUAUGUUUAGAGAAUUAACAUUUGAAUUUUGGGAUUAUGAUACAAUUGGUGAUAAUGAUUUCAUUGGUUCAUUUAAAACUACAACUGAUGAGAUAUUAAAAGGACAAGUUAGGGAAUUCACAUUAAUCAAUCCAAAGAAGCUAUCAAAAUCAAGUUAUAAAAAUAGUGGUAAAAUUGUAUUCACAGAUGCAAGAUUAAUUGCACAACCAACUUUUAUUGAUUAUUUAUCGGGUGGUUGUGAAAUUAAUUUAAUGAUUGCAAUUGAUUGUACAGCUUCAAAUGGUAUGCCAAGUGAUCGUACAUCUUUACAUUACAAUACACCAACUCAUGAAAGUGAGUAUGCAAGAUCUAUCUUGGCAGUGGGUAAUGUUUUAGCCCCAUAUGAUUCCGAUGGUAAAAUUGAAUUAUUGGGUUUCGGUGCUGAAAGAUUCGGUGGUGUAACAAGCCACUGUUUCCAAUUCGGUCCAAAAGCUGAAGCUCGCGGUAUUGAAGAAGUUUUAUCAACCUAUAAUAAAGUUAUACCAACUAUUAAAUUAAGUUAUCCAACUAACUUUCAAGAGAUUAUUAAACAUGCUCAUAAAAAGUCAAUUAAAGGUGUUGAUUCUAAAAAUCAAAAAUAUACAAUUCUAUUAAUACUUACAGAUGGUGAAAUCACAGAUAUGGAAGAAACCAUUGAAGAAAUUGUAAAAGCAUCCUCCAAAGCUCCAUUAUCAAUCGUUAUCGUUGGUGUUGGUAUUGCUUCUUUUGAACUUAUGAAAAAAUUAGAUGGUGAUGAAAAUCAAUUAUCUGAUAAAAAUGGUGUUAUUGCUACUCGUGACAUUGUUCAAUUCGUACCAUUCAAAAAAUAUGAAAAUGAUCCUGAACAAUUAGCUGCUGAAACACUUUGUGAAAUACCUGAACAAUUAAUUGGUUAUAUGAAAAGUCAAAAUUAUUUCCCAAAUAUGAAAAAUUAA